GUCUUCUUGCGGAUGUUCUAACAGUAUUAAGUUUCUUAAAAUAGUAAUAUCAUGCACACUACUCUGGUAAAAUUUCUAGACAUAUACUAUUCGAUGAUGUAAGUCACAAGCUAUUUGAUUUUAAACUGCAUACUUGAUCGGACUUUGGGAAACGUAAAGAAAGUUAUCAGUGGAUUUGGAUUUUUCUUGCUAGUAUUCGCUCGUGAACUUGUGAUGUCUCCCUCAUUGCUUGUGAUGGCUGAAAAACUCGAAUUACUAUGGAGCGAUCAUGUUUUUUUUUAUAGAAGCAGUCCUGAAAAACUAGAAGUUUGUGCUAAAACACAGAAUUAUGAACGCACGUCGAUGCUGUCAGUGUCUACUGUUUUGCCAUGAUUAUUAAGGUGAAUCAAUCUAAUGAGAAAUUUGGGCUAUUGAGCACAACAUUAUGCUCUAAUGAAUCGUGUUAAAAAUGAUGUUGGCUUUUCGAAAUAGUAUGCUCACCAUUUAUUGUGUCAUACACACGCAUGAAAAAUUUUUCUCCAAAAACUGAAAAUUUGAGAAAGGUAGCUUUUAAAUCCCUGUUCUGGUGAACAACGAAGCAUUUGUGGCAAAUGUUUGUUCCAGGAGUUGUACUAUUUAUACAAACAUUUGUACCAGAUAGAAUCUGAUGAAAUCUAUUGUUAUUAUGAUACUUCGAUUCUCUAUAUAAGAAUAGAUAAAUUUUCUAAAAAGACGAACUUCUAUAAGGAGACCUAGUUUUCUGGGACAAUCGAUAUUGCAUCAUUCCAACACGAAUUCUUCACGAUUGAAAACUUUAAAAUAUUCGGCAUCUUAUUUAAAAAUAGUUUUUUGUUGCUUGUAUUGAUUGUUGUAUUAGUGAUAUUAAAAUUCAUCAAAAUUAAAAAGAAUAAACAAGAUAUCGGAAAGCAUUAAUAAAAUUUGUGUAUGUAUUUUGCUUGGGUAUUGAUAGUAUGUACUAGACUUGAUAGGAAAUAUUAUAUGAGUCGUCUUAUAGUAAAUUUCACAUUUUCGUGUUAUUUUUAAUCUUUAACUUUAUUCAUAAUAGAAACUAAGAUCAUUGUAUAUACACUAGCUGAUCUAUGAAUUGUAUAUAUUUACGUUAGAAAACGUCUCUCACCAAAGUAUUACUAUGAAUAACUUUCUUAUUUGCAACUUUCCUUACGUAGAGUUGUCAUAUAAAACAAAAUGAACAAGAAUGUACGCAUGGAUUCUCUUUAUAAGUCAACCAAACGAAAAUGAUAAAAAAAUUUAUGUUCAUGGCUAUAGAAGAUAACCAUGCUGUAGCAAUAAGAAAAACCGUCAUCACUUUUUUAAUCGUCUUAUUCUUGAAUUAUAUUGUAGCUUCUAAACGACUAGACAGUGCAAUAAACAUGAUAAUUUUCCCUCCGACAAUCUUAGUGUAUAUUGAGUGACUUAUGAAACUUUUUUCUAACAUAAAAAAAUCUAAUACGUUGUCUGAUUGUAGUAUUAUUGCUUUCACAUUUAGAAAUCCUUUACAUCAUUCAAGAUCUUACAUUUUUCUAGUUUUACUGUAUGAUAGAUAGUCCUACUUUAUAUUAAUAAUAAAAUCAAAUUUCAUUGAAAUAUAUGUGAAAAGAAUCAAGACAAUGUUAUUAUUUUUUUUCAACAGUCCUCUGAGGAUAUUUCUUUGAUAAUAAAAGAUACAUCGUCAUAAGUUUCAACUGAUUCCUCAAAAAUAACCCUAACCAAACAAAGAUCAACAUCUUUGAAAAGUUAUUUUUAUAAUUGCUGAAUGUUCUCUUACUAUAUUAAUGAACAAAUAAAAUGUGCAUUGCUCUGAGUUUCAUUACUUGAGGAUGUGGUUGUGGGUGUGGGUGUUGUCGAAAUAGAGAGGCGCACCCACACUCAUACUCCAUAUUUGAAGACCCACUACUGAGAGACCCCGUGUUUGAAGACCCACUACUAAAAGAUUUCCUAUCAGGAGCUGACGAGCAUUAUGGAAGGUCAUAGAGACUUGUUUUUGAAAUAGUUUGUUUUCAGUUUCUAUUGUAUUUUUACUUAUUUUCAAAAUUUAUGACAUAUUCAUAUAAAAUUUAGGCAUACAACGUUGUUUUCUAUUUUGUCUGUCGCUUUUUUAUUUUACUACUUAUUGAUAGUGCAAGCAGCAACAAGGUAAUACUGGACGGAGUUUUAGUCUUGGAGUUUUUUCCUUCGUUCCUUGCGCCAUCACCAUCUUGUCUUCCAUUGGUAUUUUUCAUUCUUUGCUUCUUUCAUUUCUAUUGUAUUCUCUAUUGAUGAUGUCUUUGUAUGUAGAGAUAAUAAAAAGGUUUUACAUAUAUCACAGAUAUCGUCUCUUCUUGUAUAUGAUUGGUUUAUAAUUGAAUAAAUAGUCUCUUUGAUUUAUUUUUUCUUCUAAUUUAUUUUCAUUGCCAAUCACUAAUGCUUUCAUUAUUUUAAAAAUACAUUUGUAGUUGCUCUCAUAAUGAUCAUAUACUAAUUCUAAUAUUCAAUUCUCCUCAUGGAUUUUAAUCGAUUCCAUGUCGUGCGAACCGAUCGAAACCGCCGGUUAAUUUCGGCUUUUUUUAAACCGACGCUUAACCGCGGUUAUUUCCUUUGUUCUCAUAACUUUCCAGCGUAAAAACCGACGGUUGACCCCAAUUAACCUCCAGGUUAAUGGGAAAGUGUAGCAGUUCAACCGGACUUUUGCCCGGUUAACUCCGGUCAACCGUCGGUUUUUACGUUGGAAAGUUAUGAGAACAAAGGAAAUAACCGCGGUUAACCGUCGGUUUCAAAAAUAACCGAAAUUAACCGACGGUUUUCGAUCGGUUCGCGUGACAUGGGAUCUGUCAUGUGGUUUUAUUCUCUUGGCCAAUACAACCUUCUGGUUUCCAUUAUAGAUUUUUUUCACCAUCAUAUUUUAUAUAGUAUAAAUAAAAUUUUUAUCUUCUUUCCAAUGAUGAGUUGAGUUAUGACCGUAUUCUGUUGGGUAAGCGAACCGCGGCGAGUGAGAGUGCCUACUUUUAGUGUGGCAAUAGAUUUCAAAAAGUACUAGCAUUAUGUAAAAAACAUGAAAUUUCAAGCCUUUUGUUGUAGAUAUUGUGUGUCAUGCUAAGCGUUUGCUACUGUGGCCGUAAUUUGUUUUUCUGUUUAUGUUUUUAGUCCUCUUAAAAUUUGACAUGAACAAAAGGACACUACAAAUUGAUGAUAGAAAAUUGGUUAUCAAUCUAACUAAAAUAUUGUUUUCCUUUUGUUGUUUGGUGCUAUGGAUUCUGUUAUAUUUCAUCAUAAUUAAGGACGGGGCGCAUAAGAACAGGAAUCGGCCCACGAACGGAUUCACAAAAGAAGUUUAUUUUCUGAUGCAGAAUUUUACACUGAAUCUUUUGAUGUCAAAUUCAAUAUAUUUUCGAAACCCUUUCAUGCCUUCCUACCCAUGCCAAUUAUACCCUACUUUUUAUCAGUCCAGAGAGGUUAUCUUUACCACAACAUAAUCUGAUAUAGCUUCAAAUAAGCUCAUCUGAAAGAGCAUCAAAUUCUGCACAAAAUCAUAUAUGAACCAAAUAUAAAUAAUUACCCUCAGCAAAAAUUUCUAAGUAAAUACUAUAUUUCACCCACUUUUUACAGACGUCGCAGACUUUCACGCACAUCAAUCCCUUAGGAAUUGGUCCUACGAUGAACUUUCAUGUUCAGGUUCAGAUGCAGUUUUUGACGGGCUUCACGAUAGUAUGGUUUUUGUCCCAAAAUUUCAUUGGCCAAAAAAUUUCACAGGGGCAAUAGUGCCCAAAACAGUGAUUUUUUCCAGUGGAUCGUUCUUUUUGGACUGCAAAGUGCUUAAGAAAUGUCUUUACAAUGGACUUUCGUACUCAGGGUCAGAUGCAGUUUUUGACAGGCUUCCCGAUAGUAUGGUUUUUUCUCAAAAUUUUAUUGGCCAAAAAGUUCAAGAAGUGAUAUAGUACAUUAAGUCAUGAUGAUUUAUGGCGCUCGUUCAGAAAGUAUGCUAUAGUGAUAAUGUAAAUGGUGCUUGCCUGUAUGUUAUUAGCUGGGAUAAAGCUCUGCUGAUAGAUCGAUGUUGGGCAUCGUAGGAUAUCGUUUUUUUUGCGAAGUUGAGGAGUCUUGUAUAGUAGAAUUAUGUGCACGUUAACUGUGUUUUGCAGGGUGUGGGUGUUGAUGAGUGUCUUACCUCUAUUCACACCCACAACUACACUCACACCCACACCCACACCCAAUUCCGAUAUAACAGAGUAAUGGAAAUAAUUCAUUCUUAUUUCAAGGUGUUUCAAUUUACAGCGAUUAUAGAAAUUGUAGAUAUUGCAAUAUUUUAUUUCACGAUUUUUAACAAAAUAUAUCUUUAUUCAAUAGCGCCAGUAGAUAUCAGUUAAUCAUUUGUGUUCCUAUUAGUCAUCAACAAUCAUUGUCUACACCGUUCUUUGUUUCUUUGUCUCGUAACCAUUAUUAAUGGAACGGACAAUCGUUGCUUCAUUCAUUUAUUAAAUAGAUAGAUUGCAGUCAAUUGAUAAUGAUAAAGAUAUUGUCUGCAUAAUCCUUAUGCAAGGUAGGGUAGAGUAGGUUAAGGGUAAGCAUGUGGCAGGGUAGGAUAGGGUAAGAAGAUUUUUCUCAGUCAGCGUACAAAGAGCUCACCCUAUAUAUCUCUACUGUGAUACUAUUUGUGCCAUUGAUCACUUUUAGAGUCUUCCAAUUAGGGUAAUAUUAAGGAAAGGCGAGAUAAAAAAAGUUCGUAGGAUAAGGCAAGCAUAUCCAGUUAGACUGUCCAUCUUAUGCCGUGUAACCUGAGGUGCAUACGUGAGCUGAAAUAGGGCUGUCAUAAAUAGAGUCAAAAGGAUAAAACCAGGUUUUCAGAAAUCCCAACUCAUAUGAAAAGAGUGGGUAACCAGUUCUCGCUCACAUAAAAUAGAUGAACGAUCAAUAUCAAUUCAGUUAGUGAAUAUGGAACUGUCACAUAGCUAUGCUAAACCGUUUUUAUGUAUAAUAAAAACGAUUCAAACAUGUUUUAUUUUAUAAUUCUACAUGAUUUUUUUUAUUUAGAAGGGAAAUUGGAUUAACAAAAGAAACAAACAGUAAUCAUAUUGGUGAUAGAAUUAAGUGUGCAAUACGUGUCUCAGAUUCUUCAUCAUCUUUACAACAAAGUACAAACGACGACGACGACGGCAUGGUUUUUGAACCAGCUCGUAAUCUAGCACCUCAAGUAUCGAUUGAUGAUUGUCGUCGAUUGGAAUUAGCUAAUAUUUUACGUGACAAAGAAAGUCGAGAAGCUCUUAUCGGUCAAUGGAUGUUUUUAAUAGAAGAAAAAAAUGAAACUGAAUUAUUAAAUAUUGAAAAACUUUUAAUUUUAUUGGCUGGUAUUUGUGAUUAUUUGGAUCAAGCAAAUGCAAAUUCAUUAGAACAUGCAUUAGAUCAAAUUUGUAAUAGAACAACAAUGGAUAGUGAUUUACGUAUCGAUCUUGAACGUUCAUUUUAUCUUUUUGUAAAAGCUGCAAAUAAUGUUCUUUCAUCAAGAAAUUUUCAACCUCCACAUGUUUUAUUUGCACUUGAUAAUGUCAUUCGUCGUAUUGUCGAACAACUUGUUGGUCUUAUUCGACCAGGUUCAUUUUCUCUUUAUAUUUCAUAUUAA
Messenger RNA from Rotaria sp. Silwood1, 5587 nucleotides. The record is from the annotation of a GenBank genome assembly. NCBI's taxonomy places the organism in Eukaryota, Metazoa, Rotifera, Eurotatoria, Philodinida, Philodinidae.